This is a messenger RNA of Pyricularia grisea, 1608 nucleotides long. RefSeq lists its product as uncharacterized. NCBI's taxonomy places the organism in Eukaryota, Fungi, Ascomycota, Sordariomycetes, Magnaporthales, Pyriculariaceae. The record is from RefSeq and is a predicted model, not a curated record. The coding region runs from base 1 to 1608 and encodes 535 amino acids. Gene Ontology annotation, molecular function: oxidoreductase activity; FMN binding. The transcript has a single exon.
AUGCCAACCCGGUGCCUCGCUGCCAAAGCACUUGCCACCUUCUUAGCCAUCUUCAUUCCCCUGGCAGCAGUGCACUACGCGUACCGUGAGACACACCAAGAAAUGAUGACUGCAGUCAAAACACAACCUGCCCAGCAGAUAAUCGUCGUCGGUGCCGGCUUGGCAGGCCUCUCGGCUGCCCAUGCUGCACUGACAGCCAGUCCUUCCACUUCGGUUCUGCUUCUUGAGCGGGCGACGAAACCGGGCGGCAACAGCAUCAAGGCAUCAAGUGGCAUCAACGGAGCUCCAACGCGAUUCCAGACGCAAUCUUCAGACUCGGCCGCCCUGUUUCGUGAUGACACACUCAAGUCGGCCGGUGCACGUUUGAACUCUGCCGGGCUUUUGAAUCGACAUGGGAGAGAAAGCUUGAUCAGCACCCUGACGGAAAGGUCCGCAGCCGCUGUUCAUUUUCUUCACGACGAGGUCGGCAUCGAUCUCUCCGUGGUCGCUCAGCUCGGUGGGCACAGCGUCCCGCGAACACAUCGCGGCGCAGGAAAGAUUCCACCCGGCUUUGCUAUCGUCAGCGCACUUUUGGCAAAGUUAAAGGACGAGGUGGGCAAGGAUGGUCGCUUUGAGCUUCGGACAGACUGCGACGUCACAAAGCUCUUGACAACGCCGGAUGAGAACGAGCAGCUUGCAGUGGUGGGCGUGGAAUACACCAGCGGCGCCCAAGCCCAGGACUCGGACCGAACUACGGCCUCAGCCUUGGGUCCUGUGAUAUUCGCCGCCGGUGGCUUCGCUGGUGACGCUACAGGCCUCCUCAUCAAACACAGACCCGACCUCGGCCCUCUGCCGUCCACAAACGAUGCUCGUGCAGCCACGGCACUGGAUAUACUGGAGGCCGACGCCAAGGCCGUCCUUGUGGACAUGGACAGUGUUCAGGUACAUCCGACUGGGUUCGUCGAUCCGGUUACCCCGAAUGCCCCUGUAAAGAUUUUGGCUGCCGAGAUGCUGCGCGGUGAAGGAGGUAUUCUGCUGCGUCAUGGAAAACGCUUCGUCAACGAGAUGGAAACGCGAGAACAUGUCAGCUCUGCCAUCAUGUCCCAGCCUCCAUCUGAUGGGACAACUGUGCCGAAGCAGUGGGAAGUUACUUUACUUUUAGAUUCUGGGACAUGCGAAGCUACGUCAGGUCAUCUAGGGUUCUACAUGUUCAAGGGCCUCAUGGCCAAGAAGAAGAUCAGUGAUCUAGAUGAGACCACACGCCAGACACUGAGGGACUAUAGCGCUGUUGCGGCUGGCGAAAAGCCAGACCCCUUCGGCCGCAAAGCUUUUGGCCACUGGAGCUUGAAGGGUGAGGAUGCGGACGGCGACAAGGAGGUUUGUGUUGGGCAGGUUACUCCUAUCACCCACUUCACCAUGGGAGGGGCGGCCAUCAACGACAAGGCCCAAGUUCUAUCAUAUACAGCAGCUGGAAAGCCCAUUAAAGGUCUUUGGGCUGCAGGAGAAAUCACGGGUGGCUUACAUGGUGAUAAUAGACUGGGCGGGUCCUCGCUACUCGAGUGUGUGGUCUAUGGCCGUAUUGCGGGUGAACAGGCAGCCAACUAUGUCAGCUCAAGGAAAGACUUGUAG